Molecule: messenger RNA, 1861 nt
Organism: Drosophila bipectinata
Lineage: Eukaryota; Metazoa; Arthropoda; Insecta; Diptera; Drosophilidae
Product: activating signal cointegrator 1
Biological process (GO): positive regulation of DNA-templated transcription
Cellular component (GO): nucleus
Molecular function (GO): transcription coactivator activity; zinc ion binding
Source: RefSeq, a predicted model, not a curated record
UCCCAACACUAGCGUCCAGCUGUCAAAAUAAAAUUCUUCAAAUUUCACAACUGCUGCAUUUGGGUUCGAAAAAAUGGAAAACUGGGUGCGAGACACGCUCUCAAAAUGCCUGGACUGUGUGGUCACUGAUCAAAUGAUGUCAGCAAUCCUAAACAUCAAAGACGACUAUGACUUCGAUCAGUAUUUUGGAAAUCUGCUCAGCGAGGACAAUGAGGAACACCGGAUGUUUCUGCUAAAUUGCCGGAGAAUGCUCCUAAGUGGAAAACAACCCAGAAAUAAUGGAAAGAGUCGCACACCCACAAAGCAGACUCCGCCGCCUCCAAACAGCCAAGGCGCAAAGGGAAAGUCGGGAAAAUAUGUGAAUCUGUAUGCCAGCGAUGGUCGUGUCCAGGGGGAUACUAUUUUGCUGAAGGGCCGGCGGCACUGCAACUGCCAGGCCGCCCAGCACAAGCUGAUCAACAAUUGCCUCGGUUGUGGGCGCAUAGUUUGCGAGCAGGAGGGCAGUGGACCUUGCCUGUUCUGCGGCGAACCCGUCCGAACUCCGGAGGAGGAGCAGCAGCUGGCCAAGGCGGCACGCGAGAAAGGUGGUGCCGGUGGCAAACAGUCUGGCAAGCAAGGAAAGAAACAAGCUAAGGAAUCCGCCAAAGAAUCCUCGAAAGAAUCACUGGAAAAGGCCCUGGCCCAACGGGAUCGAUUGCUGGAGUACGAUCGGAACAGCGAGAAGCGAACCACGGUCAUUGACGAUGAGCUGGACUACUUCCAGGAAAAUUCCGUUUGGCUGAGCGACGCGGAACGUGAAAAGUUCGAGAAACUGAAAAGCGAGAUGCACGACAUGAAGCACGGCAGUCGGAUGAAGCGUAAAAUCCGCGUGGACUUUGCCGGAAGAGAAAUGCCCGAAGAACUGCCCAUUUCCAAGGAGUACGAGCAACAGGUGAUUAGCGAACUGGCGGCUGUGACCAAAGCAUCCGGCAGUGCCAACAACUGGAGCUCAUCCGGCCUGACGGGUCACUCGGCCAUGUCGCUGGCGCCCAACUUGGACAUGGCCAAGCCGCCGGUGUUCAAGGCCAGCAAGGAGGCGAAAAGCUGGCCGGUACCAUCCGCAGCCAGCGAUGGCCUGGAGAGGAUUUACAAUCGAGUGCAGGACAAGGAGCUGCUUGAAAUGCAGGACAUGCGCCAGUGCUUGUCGAUGCAUCAGCCCUGGGCUUCCUUGCUUGUGGCGGGCAUUAAAAAACACGAGGGUCGCGUUUGGUACAGUGAGCACCGUGGCCGGUUGUGGAUAGCUUCUACCGCCAAGGAACCGCAUGCCGACGACAUAGCCCAAAUGGAAGAGUUCUACCGAGCGCUCUACGAUGAUCCCAAUAUAAAGUUUCCAAGUCACUAUCCUACCAGUAGCCUGCUGGGCUGUGUCCAUGUGGAAAGCUGCCUGCCGCAGGAGGAGUACAGGGAUUUGUAUCCCAACGGGGAAUCAGACAGUCCAUAUGUGUUCGUCUGCACCAAACCUGAGCAACUGAAUCUGCUACUCCCCGUUCAGGGAGAGCACAAGAUCUACGAACUGCCUUUGAAAACCCACAAUGCUGCUUGCAAAACUCUUCUAAGAGCGCGGGCCAAAAAGGGUUAGACCAUUUUCCAAAAGUCUUAAAACAUUCGACUUCAUUUUGAGUGAAUAGCAAAAUAUAUAAUUUAGUUUUUACAAAAAACUCUUUUUUUUUGAACUGAAAUUUGAAAUUCAAAAAACCUCAAACAAAUUGUAUAAAGAAAAUAAAUUGUAAUUCAGUCGAAAAAUUGUAAUUUGAAAACAGUCCAAAUAGUUUAAAUCUUCCAAUAAGUAAUGCUAUUUUUUUAAUUAAAUAAAUUGGUAAAU